Molecule: messenger RNA, 2596 nt
Organism: Struthio camelus australis
Lineage: Eukaryota; Metazoa; Chordata; Aves; Struthioniformes; Struthionidae
Product: arylamine N-acetyltransferase, pineal gland isozyme NAT-3
Molecular function (GO): arylamine N-acetyltransferase activity
Source: RefSeq, a predicted model, not a curated record
AGUUCAGGUUGCCACAGUAACCCUUGCUCUUCCGUUUGUGCUUUUCCAUUAGGAAAAUCUUUCACUCUGCAAACACCCAGCUCCAGGUAUGUGACAUAUACUGAUCAAAUAUGGUGUGACUAUUGACUGCCAAGAAUCAAUGAAGAGCAUUGCAGGAGCAUUUUCAUGUUUCUGAGUCUUCCUGUAGCUUCUAGACCCUCCUUGCUUGACACAUCCAGAAGAAGGGCUGAUUGCCUGAAUCAGGGCUGAUCCAAAUUCCCACGGAAGUCGAUGGGAGCCUUUUCACUGAAAUAACAGUUUUAUUUUGGAGGAGCUUGGACCAGGCCCAAAGCCAGGUUCAGUAUCUGUGCACCCCAGACCCUGGAGCAGACUGGUGUUAACUCCUAUCAGCUUGUCUGGAAUUGGCCCAUUUAGAAAGAAAAACCAGAGGAGUCUGUGCCCAAGGGCCUUGUGGAAGAACCAGGUGGUCAACAGAAAAACUUUUGCAAUCUGACCGAGGAGGGUGAGAGCAAGUUGAGGGAAAAGCCAUUCCCCCGAAGAGGAGCCGGAGAACAGUCCCGGUCCCUGUCCGCGCUAGGUGCAGGACAGACAGCCGAGCCACUUGCUUUAGCCUAAAAACAUCCAACCAAACAAACAAACCCAGGAGACACAUUCGUGGUUGAACUGAUUUUGCAGAGGCAACAUGGACAUCAAGGAAUAUUUUGCCAGAAUUUCUUACCAGGGCUCCUACGAUAAACUGGAUCUGGAUACUUUAACGAAAAUACUCCAGCACCACAUCCGUGCGGUCCCUUUUGAAAAUCUCAGCAUCCACUGCGGAGAGCGCAUCGAGCUGGACCUGGAGUCACUGUACAACAAGAUCGUGAGGAAGAACCGUGGAGGCUGGUGCAUGGAAAAUAACCAGCUUUUGGCUUGGGCCCUGAAAACACUAGGAUAUGAUGUCACCCUUUUGGGAGCAAAAGUUUAUGUCCCAGAGUAUGAUGCAUAUGCUGAUGAAAUCGAUCAUCUUCUGCUAAAAGUGGUUCUUCAUGGCAAACCCUACAUUGUGGACGGAGGUUUUGGGAUGGUCUACCAGCUCUGGCAGCCAAUGGAACUGAUUUCGCAGAAAGAUCAGCCUCAGACUCCCGGCAUCUUUCGCUUCCUGGAGGAGAAUGGCAUCUGGUACCUCGAGAAAGUAAAAAGGAAGCAGUAUGUCCCCAACGAAAGCGUCUCUACUUCCCACAGUGUGGAAAAAGAAGCUUGCCGGCGAAUUUAUCUCUUUACCCUUCAGCCGCGAGACAUCGAAGAAUUCAGACCUGCCAACCUGCAGCUGCAGACAGCGCCAGACUCCCUGUUUGUUACCAAGUCUAUCUGCAGUUUGCAGACCACUGAUGGCAUCCGGGCUUUAGUCGGGUGGAAACUCUCUGAGAUAAAGUUCAACUAUAAGGAUAAUAUGGAUCUAGUGGAAAUCAGAAUCCUUGCAGAUGAAGAAAUAGAGAAAACGCUGAAAGAGAAAUUCAAUAUAACACUAGAUAGGAAACUAGUACCCAUCAAUACCGGCAGGUCGUCUCUGUUUUAACUCACUGCCUUCAAUACAGUGGUAUUAAAUACAAUCUUUUCCCCUAUUUUUGACAAGCACUAAAGGUUAGGCUUUCUCUUUCCAUCUACCCCAGUGUAAGGCAGACCAUAUUAGCAUGCAUCUGGAAAAGAAAUUGAUUUUCACUGCUGUUCCUGCACCUCUCCUUGGUUCAGGUACAAAUAAUUCCCUCCUGGCACAAUCAAAUCACUCCCAUUCUAUUCAUGCUUAGCUGGCAGCAGACUCUGCCCGUUCCCUCCUCCUUUCAUCUCUUAGAAGCUUUUCCCCUAACCCUGGCAGGGCACUAGGUCUCUUUCCUUACUGCUUUGCACUGCCGCCUGGGGAAAACCAUACCUACAUCUCCAAUGACUACCACAGUCCUGUUGAAAUUUGAUAGCUGGAAAAACAAAGACAUUCACUGUUCAGUUUGUUACAGCAAGCCAAAGUCUGUCCUCCUUUGCUCUUACAUUUUUAACACCCGUUCAUGCUGUAAUCAUGCAGCUCCACACUUAGGAUAUAUGUGGCGAAUACUUAGGCUAUUUGUGGCCUAAAACUCAUGAUCAGAAACAUGAGGAGACAAUUCAGUCUUGUUUCUGAUGUUUCACAGCUCGGCUUCUCUCAGCGACGUAUCCAAAAAGCAGUAAUUCCGGGGCUCCCUUUGAAUCUGAAGUGUCUCCCAUCUAGUUUGUUUGCUAAGUCCAGCCGCAGCCUGGCGGGAAUACGCCCUCUGCUCACAAGGUUGCACGUUAAUUACUGUGGCUAAAUUCAAAUUCAUGCACAGAAGGAUUUUUCCAAAACAUAUCUAUUCUGCUGAAGAUGUGUUUGCAGUAAUACUAAUUAUAUUGAUAUAAGGAGGAAGGAUAAAUCUUAAUCAGAUACCUAAAGGCUUACAUUUUAAGUAUGAGAAAUUACUCAACUGUAAUCACAUUGUGCUUUGAGAUGAUGCUUGAUGUUGCUUUAUGUACAAAUCACAGAACAUUACAGCUAUGCACUUACUUACAAUUAAGUAAAUUACAAUUAAAUAAAAAAAUCAAGUAUUGUGAA